Triticum turgidum subsp. durum (durum wheat) is the source of this 3186-nucleotide messenger RNA. NCBI's taxonomy places the organism in Eukaryota, Viridiplantae, Streptophyta, Magnoliopsida, Poales, Poaceae. The record is from the annotation of a GenBank genome assembly.
AUGCAGACACUCCAUUUUUCCAACAAGACUUACAGCAAGAUAUUGCACAUACCUUCCCUUGUCUUUGCUCUUGUGCUGCUGAUUUGCUUGGCCUCCCCUAGCAGUUCCUGCACGGAGCAGGAGCAGGGCUUCCUUCUCCAGUUCCUCGGCGGGCUCUCACAAGAUGGUGGCCUCGCUGCCUCAUGGCAGAAUGGCUCGGAUUGCUGCCAGUGGGAAGGGAUCACCUGCAGCACAGAUGGGAUUGUUACAGAUGUCCUGCUGGCUUCUAGGAGUCUUCAGGGGCACAUCACACCUUCUCUUGGGAACCUCACUGGAUUGCUGCGCCUCAACCUGUCAAACAAUCUGCUAUCUGGUGGUCUACCGCAGGAACUGGUAUCCUCCAGCAGCAUCCUCAUUGUAGACGUCAGCUUUAACCGUCUCGGAGAAGACCUGCACAAGUUGUCAUCCACUCAUGCCCGGCCACUGAAGGUACUGAACAUCUCGAGCAAUUUGUUUACAGGACAGUUUCCGUCCUCCACAUGGCAGGGGAUGAAAAAUCUGGUUGCAUUCAAUGCCAGCAACAACAGCUUUACUGGGCAGCUACCAACUCAUUUCUGCGCCAGCUCGCCAUCCUUGGCAGUGCUUGAACUCUGCUACAAUCAAUUCAGAGGGAGCAUUCCCCCUGAACUUGGUAGCUGCUCCAUGCUCAGAGUGCUCAAGGUUGGCCACAACAACCUCAGUGGGACUCUCCCAGAUGAACUCUUCAAUGCUACCUUGUUAGAAUACGUCUCCUUCCCCGGGAACAGGUUAGAAGGAAAGCUUCAAGGCUCACAUAUUGUCAAACUCAGUAAUCUGGGUACUCUUCAUCUUGGAGAGAACAACAUCAGUGGCGAGAUUCCGGAGUCUAUAGGUCAUCUCAAGAGAUUGGAGGAACUCCAUUUAAACAACAACCUCAUGUAUGGGGAGUUGCCAUCGAGUCUGACCAACUGCACAAAUCUCAUAAGCAUUGACUUCAAGAACAACAAUUUCAGUGGAGAACUCGCUAAGGUCAAUUUCUCCAACCUACCCAAUCUAAAAUCUUUAGAUCUUAUGUACAACAGCUUCAGUGGCCAUAUUCCGGAAAGCAUCUACUCAUGUAGUAAUCUAACUGCACUGCGGCUAUCUUCCAAUAAGUUCGAUGGCCAGCUGUCAGAAAAAAUAGGCAAUCUGAAGUCCCUCUCAUUCCUAUCACUUGCUAACAACAGUCUUACAAAUAUUACAAGAGCACUUCAUAUACUUAGGAGCUCCAAGAAUCUCACUACCCUUCUUAUUGGGCUCAACUUCGUGAAUGAGACCAUGCCAGAUGAUGACAACAUUGCUGGUUUUGAGAAUCUUCAGGUUUUUAGUGUCGGAGGAUGCAAAUUAUUUGGACAAAUUCCUCAUUGGAUAUCGAAGCUAGCAAAUUUACAAAUAUUAAUCUUGUCUUACAAUCAACUUACUGAUUCAAUACCAGUCUGGAUCAAAACCCUAAGCAACCUGUUCUAUCUGGACAUAUCAAAUAACGGCCUCACAGGGGGCAUUCCAACAGCCCUUAUGGAGAUGCCAAUGCUAGAGUCAAAGAAGAGUGAAGCCCGUUUAGACCCAAGGGUAUUUGAGUUACCUGUUUAUAAAGGUCCAUCACUACAAUACCGUGUACCUAUUGCUUUGCGCAAUGUACUGGAUCUAAGCAACAACAAAUUCACCGGUGAAAUCCCCCUCGAGAUUGGUCAGUUGAAAGCCCUCCUUUCACUCAAUUUCAGCUUCAACAACUUGACAGGACAAAUCCCACAAUCAACAUGCAAUCUCACAAACCUACAGCUGUUAGACUUGUCGAGCAACAAUCUAACAGGUGGAAUACCAGGUGCAUUGAAUAGCCUACACUUCCUUUCAGCAUUCAACAUUUCAAACAAUGGCCUGGAAGGGCCUAUUCCAUCUGGAGGCCAGUUUAAUACAUUUCAGAAUUCUAGUUUCAUUGGGAAUCCAAAGCUGUGUGGCCCUACUCUCACUCACGAAUGUGGAUCAGAUUCAAUACCUCCAUCCACCAGAAAAAAACUAGAUAAGAAGGCUGUUUUUGCAAUUGCGUUUGGCGUGUUCUUCGGAGGCAUUGCUAUUCUUUUGUUGCUGGUGUGUCUCCUUGUCUCAAUCAAGAAGGGUCAUAUGGCAAAACAUAGAAGGGAGAGCAAUGGAGAUGUUGAAGCAACUUCAUUCUACUCCAGUUCAGAGGAAACAUUAGUGGUCAUGCGGACGCCACAAGGCAAGGGAGAAGAAAACAAGCUCAAAUUCACUGACAUUUUGAAAGCCACGAACAACUUUGACAAGGCAAAUGUCGUUGGAUGUGGAGGUUAUGGAUUAGUCUACAAGGCAGUGUUGUCUGAUGGCUCCAAGCUGGCAAUCAAAAAGCUCAAUGGUGAAAUGUGUCUAAUGGAUAGGGAGUUCAGUGCAGAGGUUGAUGCACUCUCCAGGGCACAACAUGCAAAUCUUGUACCACUGUGGGGUUACUGCGUCCAGGGAAACUCAAGGUUUCUCAUAUAUUCCUACAUGGAGAACGGAAGCCUGGAUGAUUGGCUUCAUAACAGGGAUGAUGAUGCUAGCUCAUUUCUUGACUGGCCGACUCGUCUCAAGAUCGCACAAGGAGCAAGCCUGGGACUUUCUUAUAUCCAUGAAGUCUGCGACCCUCAAAUUGUCCACCGGGACAUCAAAUCCAGUAACAUCCUACUGGACAAUGAAUUUAAAGCUUACGUUGCAGAUUUUGGGCUAGCCAGAUUGAUCCUCCCCAACCAAACUCAUGUCACAACUGAACUGGUCGGUACUAUGGGUUACAUUCCCCCCGAGUAUGGGCAAGCAUGGGUUGCUACACUGAGAGGUGAUAUGUACAGUUUCGGAGUAGUACUGCUUGAGCUGCUCACUGGAAUGCGACCUGUUUCAAUCCUAUCAACGUCAAAAGAACUUGUCCCAUGGGUGCUGGAGAUGAGGUCCGAGGGGAAGGAGGUUGAGGUCCUGGAUCCAACACUUCGAGGCACAGGAUUUGAAGAUCAAAUGUUAAAGGUGCUUGAAGCUGCUUCCAAAUGUGUCGACGGCAAUCAAUUCAUGAGGCCAACCAUCAUGGAAGUAGUCUCCUGCCUGGCCAGUAUAGAUGCUGACCCGCAGAUGUGCGCAAAGAUCGGCCAACAUACAAUGAACCACACAUGA